AUGCUCCGCCUAUGCCUGAUUGGCCUGCCACUGCCCCAGCUCAUCACUGUGCGGCGCGAGGGCAUGUGGGAAGCCGAGAUCGCGGUGGUAUUGCACCUUGCCUUCUCCGUGAUCCUCUUGGCGAUUGAAGUGUUCUCAACCUCAGUGGUGCGAACUUCCGUCGCGGCGCAAAGGGAUCAACAGCUUUGCUGUUCAGGCCCAUCUUCCGAAUCCAUGUCGGCCUCGUCUAGAUCGAUGAUCGUGGGCGACAUCAUCGUAGGCAGCCCGUACAUGGACAUGUGGCAACCUAGAACCGGCAGGAACGACCUGGGCCGGGAGUGGAAGAAUAGAGGGUUCACUGCAAGAGCAGCGCGAUCCGUCCGAUGA
Symbiodinium sp. CCMP2592 is the source of this 366-nucleotide messenger RNA. The record is from the annotation of a GenBank genome assembly. Lineage: Eukaryota; Dinophyceae; Suessiales; Symbiodiniaceae.